This is a messenger RNA of Thelazia callipaeda (thelaziosis nematode), 3507 nucleotides long. Lineage: Eukaryota; Metazoa; Nematoda; Chromadorea; Rhabditida; Thelaziidae. The record is from the annotation of a GenBank genome assembly.
AUGAAACCCAUCAGCAAAUAUUUUUUAGAUGCUAUCAGUGCAUUUCCAGGACUUCGUGGGAGCAGUACGCAUGGAAAACCGGUUAUUGAAUUACGAUUAUCAGCGGAAGUGCCUUUUGAUCUUUUGCCUUCGUUAAUUUUUUCCACGUAUUCUCUUUACACAAGAUGCGGCGAUAAAAAACAUACUUUGUACAUAAUCAUCGAUAUUCGUGAUUGCUUAGAGGAAUCCCUUCACAGUUUUUCACAGUCUAUGCAACGCUCAGCUUCAUGGCUUGAGGGUACGAUUGACUGCAUAGUAUGGGUUGUCGGGUCAUGUUUAUACAAUAUAGAAACUAUAAUCAAUGAAGAUCUCAUUUUGUCACGAACUAAAAAUGUCGUGACAAGUAUUGAAAGGCUUACGAGUCACAUUGAAGCGGCCAAUUUUUCAACAAAUUUAGGUGGUUUGAUUAAUCCCGAAAUUACGCGAAGCUUCUUCCUGAUGCGAUCUAGUGUGGAAGACUUGUUAAAAAGAACUCAUCAAACAGCAAAACUUUACAUGCGGUUACACGAGCAUUUGAAGCUAUUCGAGACGCCACAAGAUUUUAGAAAUAUCAAUACUGAUCUAUUGCGAAUUCAAAUUGAAAAUUUGAACAAUCAGUGGGAUGCUGCGAAAAACGAACCAGAUGUAGUAUUUUUGUUACAGUGUGGAGAAUCGCUAUGUGAAGAGUUAAAGACACAAUAUUGCGAUCUAUUGCAUCUUGAUUCUUAUCUCUAUAGGCAUGUUAUUUUCAUUGAUGUGAUGGAGCGCGCAGUAUCAAGCUUCGAAGAAGUUAAGUUAGCCAUGCAACGAAGUAAUUCCAGUAUAUUAAAACGACUGAACGCUCUUCAUUGUGUGUUAGAAGCAGUUGAUUUUAUUAAAUACGUUGAUGAGAUGACAAAAGUUAUCAAUACUGAAAUGAAUGUACUGGAACAGUUGAAAAUUGUCAGGAUAUUUAGUAUUGUAAGGCUCACCGCACAAAUUAAACAAGUGGAUAACAAAGUUACAGAGUUGACAGAAUGUCUGGAUGAAGCUGAUGAUCGUUUGGAAAAAGCGAAACAUUUAUCAGAAGAAGGCUCAUUUGGAAAUGCUGAUCGGGAAACGAUUGUAAAUACAUUCAGUUCCUUUAGUACUUUCUUAAUAUCCUGCAAACAACGUAUUAGUGAAGUAAAGCCUAUUGUUCAAGCAGCACUUGAUUCCCGUAUUCUGAUUGAUCAGCUGUAUGAUUGGGUUCUGCUUUAUGCUAAGAGAAAUGGCGACAGCAAAGAAAAGGAAAUGCUGAUUUUGAAAUAUCCAUCUGCCGCUGUUGAUCGUCUUCAUGAAUAUCUUGUUUCUGGUUCGAAUGAUUGCGCUGUUCGACAAGAAAUCAAAAAGCUGCUAGUUGACUGCGAAAAAGCUAUCACUGAUUUAGAUCCUGCAGUAAAAAUUUCUGAUUUGCAUUGUGAGAUAAGUGCAAGUUCAAGUAGGGGAAAUAUUGAUGGUACUGUCAUUCAAGAAGCUAAUGUUAUUGAUUCAUGCUUCAGUGGUGACUGUUCCGUUAUGGAUUUCUUGCUGACGAAAAGUGGUUCCGAUCUGUCAGAUUCAGUUUCAGACACUCCAAUAGAAGUUUAUUCUGAUGUUGAGGAAAGCUUUAAUAUUAAUUUACGAAAUGAAUUGAGUGAUGUCACAAAACGCUCUCAGCGAUCAACUAGCCCAGCCGCGACUCAGUACGAAAUACCAAUUUCAAAGGUGACUAAAUGCGUGAAACAUCGGCAGCAAGCAUUUAUGGAUCAAGCAGAAUUGGAAGAAAUUCGAUGGCGCCGUAAUUCUUGGGCACCAUCAGUGCAUCCAGAAUCACUGGAAGUUGUUGAAGAAUCUGCAAUUGGAGCUGCACCUGUUACUCUUGAUAUGACUAGUAAAAUAAUAACAACAAUGUCAACUAAUACGUUACACAAACGCCUGGACCAGAGACGAUCUGUUAGUACUGUACCAUUGCGUCUUCCUAACCCAUUUUUGAUCAAUGGAACUGCUCGGCCUGGAUCAGCACGAUUUGUUAUAUCACAGAAAUCUCGACGUCCAUUGAUUCAGGCUUCUAGUAACGAUGUUUUAGAAGAGGAUUGCCGUUCUGCUCUUAGUGCUUUUCAGUUUUUGGAUGAUGACUGUUGCAGUUCAAUAGAAUCAUCUCAGCCGUCUCUUACAUCUGAAUUUUCCGCACUGGAUUUUUCAAUGCGUUCGGAACAGAUUGAUAUGAUUCGAGAUUGGUUAAGUCCGGCAAAAACUAGUGACGCAAAUUUCAGAAUUGAAUGCACUGUUGUACGAGAUUUAUUAGAUUCAGAAAUCGAUUAUGUAGGUGCCUUGAGACUUGUGGUUCAGGACUUUGUUCCUGAAAUGUCUCGAGUUGAUAUUCCAAGUGCACUUCGUGGCAAAAAAUCAUGUAUUUUUGGGAAUAUCGAAAAACUUUUUCAGUUUCAUGCUCAUUCAUUUUUGCCUCAACUUAUUUCACGGCUAAGGUUUCGCAGUUCUAAUGAGUCACUCUCAAUGACUAUUGGGCAAUUAUUUCUCGAUAACAUUAACUCUUUUGAUUUGUACGCAUUGUAUGCGAAAAACAAGCCUAGAUCUGAUCAAUUAAUGAUCGAAGCUGGACAAAAAUUUUUCAGUUCCGUGCAGAGUAUGGCCGACCUAUCUCAUCUAUUAAUUAAACCAAUUGAAAGAAUAAGCAAGUAUGCUCUUGCACUUCAACAGCUUCUCAAUGCCGCUUCUCCUAAUAAAGUGGAAGUCCUGGAUGUUUUGGAUAAAGUAGCUAUGAUAGUUGGUCAACAGAUUCGUCGCGGCACGGAUUUGUUAGCAAUGGAACGAAUCAGUGGUUGUGAUUUAAAUCUCAAAGAGCAAGGGAGCUUGUUGCGACAUGAUACGAUGUAUGUUACUGAGAAACGUGGUCUGCAGUCUAAGAAACGUAUGACUGAUUGUGGCUUAACGGAAAUGGUAAAAGAUUCGAGAGUCAAAUUUGAAUUGUGGUUUAGGAAGCAAAAGAAUUCAUUUACAUAUGUAAUGGAAGCUCAAACUCCUUCUAUUCGUGAUUCUUGGGUCGAAAAUAUCCGUCACAUUUUGUGGGAACAAGCUAUUCGAAGCCGUGAGAAAAAUAUUCGUGAAAAAGCAAACAUGGGCAUUGAAAUACAUUCUUCGUAUAUUCAUUUAGGUCCAAGAGCCACGCUCAGUGGAUUACGCGAUUUUGGUUUUGUGGAUGGUAAUCGACGACCGCGUUCUUUGAUAUCGUUAACAGCAUCAUCAUGUUCAAGUUCUAACAAUUUGACACGUGUCCAAAGUAAUUUUCGUUCAUAUCGUCAUGUGAGUAGAGGCGUUUGUGAUGUUGCUGGUGAUCACCUCUGCCGAGUUGAAGAAGAUGACGAGUGGGAAAGCAUGAAUGAAUCCAGCUCGAAUGUCAAAUAUUCAGAAAACACAAUACCACGUUUCCGGGCUCCACCACCGCCAAACAGUAGUCGGAAUCAUCAAUGA